Molecule: messenger RNA, 2496 nt
Organism: Plutella xylostella (diamondback moth)
Lineage: Eukaryota; Metazoa; Arthropoda; Insecta; Lepidoptera; Plutellidae
Gene: Flo1
Product: flotillin-1
Biological process (GO): positive regulation of endocytosis; protein localization to plasma membrane; positive regulation of cell junction assembly
Cellular component (GO): flotillin complex; plasma membrane; cytoplasmic vesicle
Molecular function (GO): protease binding
Source: RefSeq, a predicted model, not a curated record
AACACCUAAUGUGGCGGCCGCAUCUUUCGUUUUCAUGAAGUUGAUUUCUCAAAACUAAAUAAAUUGAUGUUUUCCUUUACAUUCUUUAGAUAAUUUUAGUUCUUAGUGGAAAUUUGAGUGUACCAAUCAAUAUGACUUGGGGCUUUGUUACUUGUGGGCCUAAUGAAGCUUUGGUGGUGUCAGGAUGUUGUUACUCGAAGCCGCUGCUGGUGCCGGGAGGCCGAGCCUUCGUCUGGCCGGCGUUGCAGCGGGUGCAGCGGAUAUCACUCAACACCAUGACCCUGCAGGUGGAGUCACCCACUGUCUACACCAGUCAGGGUGUGCCAAUAUCUGUGACUGGAAUUGCUCAGGUGAAAAUCCAAGGGCAGAACGCCGAGAUGCUGCUGUCGGCCUGCGAGCAGUUUCUGGGCAAGUCAGAGCAGGAGAUCCAGCACAUCGCUCUGGUCACGCUCGAGGGGCAUCAGCGGGCCAUCAUGGGCUCCAUGACCGUGGAGGAGAUCUAUAAGGACAGGAAAAAGUUCUCCAAGCAGGUGUUUGAAGUAGCCUCCAGCGACCUGAUAAACAUGGGCAUCACAGUGGUCUCCUACACACUCAAGGACAUCAGGGACGAAGAGGGCUACCUCAAAGCGCUGGGGAUGGCGCGUACGGCCGAGGUGAAGCGCGACGCCCGCAUCGGAGAAGCGGAGGCGCAGGCUGAGGCCAGGAUAAAGGAAGCCAUGGCGGAAGAGCAGCGCAUGGCGUCGCGGUUCCUGAACGACACGGACAUCGCCAAGGCGCAGCGCGACUUCGAGCUCAAGAAGGCCGCCUACGACGUGGAAGUGCAGACUAAGAAGGCGGAAGCGGAGAUGGCUUACGAGCUGCAAGCGGCUAAAACCAAACAACGCAUCAAGGAGGAACAGAUGCAGAUAGCCGUUGUGGAACGCACGCAGGAGAUCGCCGUGCAGAAGUGGGAGGUGCAGCGCCGCGAGAAGGAGCUCGAGGCCACCGUGCGCAGGCCGGCGGAAGCGGAGAAGUUCCGUCUGGAGAAGCUGGCGGAGGCGCACCGGCUGAAGACCGUGCUCGAGGCCGAGGCCGAGGCGGAGGCCGUGAGGGUGCGCGGGGAGGCCGAAGCGUACGCCAUCAAGGCGAAGGCGGUGGCUGACGCUGAACAGAUGUCGAAGAAGGCCGAGGCAUGGAAGGAGUAUGGAUCCGCCGCCAUGGUCGACAUGAUGCUGGAUACGCUACCCAAGGUGGCAGCGGAGGUGGCGGCGCCACUGUCGCAGGCGCGCAAGGUGACCAUGGUGUCGUGCGGCGGCGGCGAGGUGGGCGCGGCCAAGCUGACGGGAGAGGUCAUGGGCAUCGUCACUUGCAUGUCGCAGUUAGUUCGCGAUGUCACCGGCGUCGAUGUUUCUAAGGCGAUCCACACUGAACAGGCUACGCCAGCGCCUCUGCCGUCGGCGCGGGGCGAUGGGAAAAAGAGCGCGCGAUAACGUGACAGGAACUGAAGAGGGAAUGCGUACGCUGUGAAGAGAUUAAAGAAUUUCAUUUUUGUUCAAUCCUGGUGUUUCAACAUUGAAGAUGUGUACCAUUUUACCAAUAGGUAUUUAUAUUAUAAGUUUCAAACAUUUAGAAACAAUGUUCACACUGAAAUUUAUAUUCAUAAUAAGUAUAAGUUACUGUUUUACUUUGACAAAGUCCAACGUAAUUUACUCUUAAAUGAAAAACUAUAUUACAGAUAUAUUAUCUUAUCUCGAGGCAUUUAAUGAACUCAAACAAAUAAUAUUUUUAUCCACUGCAAAAAUAUAUAAAAAAGUAACUAACUACUUAAACAUAGAUGAUGUAUUAUUGUAUUUAUCUAUAUGGGGCUGCAGAAAUGCCUGAGACAACGCGAUGCCAUCUUUAAGAAUUAUACGGCAAGAAAAAAAAUACAUUUACGUAAAUCAAACACCUAUACUAUAUUUUCUUAAAAAUUCAAAUAACUAUUAAUAUUUGUGUAUUUUAUCUGUGAAUAUGCUCAUUCCCACCGUUCAAUUGGCCACACUACGCUCUCCACCAUUUAUUUUCUAUUUGAAUAUAGAAUUAAAUUAAAAAUAUAUAGCAUGAAUGUAUUUAAAAAGUCACGUUAUAACUAAAAGUCCCCGUUUCAUACAGAGCGUAAUGUGGCCAGACAGUGUUUGUUAAUUUAGUGUAAUAAAUAUAUACACGUGUCACAAUAAUUUCAAUCCAAUUCAAAAAUAUUAAUAAAAUUAUACUAUUAGCGAGUGUGAAGUAAAUAAUCCCGCUUUACUCCCGUCGUUUGCUGAAAAUACUAUAAUUGUUUAUUAUAUCUGCAAAUAAGAGAGUUUGGUCAAAUGCGCGAAACGUUACCUAUAAAUUGUGUGUGCUAUUUAAAAUAAUUAGUAUAUUCUCUCUUGAUAUGCUGUGACUUUCAAAACUAGGUACCUGAAUAUUUUAGGUCACUUAUUUACAUAGGUAAAAUACUAGAAUUGACCUAAUAAAAGCUAUUUUGAAAUUGGA